This is a messenger RNA of Eimeria maxima, 423 nucleotides long. RefSeq lists its product as hypothetical. NCBI's taxonomy places the organism in Eukaryota, Apicomplexa, Conoidasida, Eucoccidiorida, Eimeriidae. Bases 1 to 423 code for a protein of 140 amino acids. The transcript has 3 exons. The record is from RefSeq and is a predicted model, not a curated record.
AUGCAGUCUUCUUCUCCUCCUAUUAAGAGGACUCGCAGCGCCACAGCAGAGGCAAUUGCUGCUUCUGCUGCAUGCAACCGCAGCAGCAGCAGCUACAGCAGCAGCAGCAGCAGCAGAGGUAAUGGUAAAAGACAUACAGGAACAGCAACAGCAGCAGCAGCAGCAGCAGCAGCAGGAGAAGAUGACGAAGAAGAAGAAGACGCAGAAGUACAAAUAGAGGAAGAAGAAGAAGAAGAAGAAAAUAAUAAUAAUAAUAAACAACAACAACAACAAGAGGAGGAAGAAGAAGAGGAAGAAGAAGAAGAGGAAGAAGAAGAGGAAGAAGAAGAGGAAGAAGAAGAAGAAGAAAUAGAGGGAGAAGGAGAAGGAUAUAAAUAUAUAAAUAAUAAUAAUAUAUAUUACUGUACAUACACCCACAAGUAA